Molecule: messenger RNA, 1236 nt
Organism: Pristis pectinata (smalltooth sawfish)
Lineage: Eukaryota; Metazoa; Chordata; Chondrichthyes; Rhinopristiformes; Pristidae
Product: cysteine dioxygenase type 1-like
Exons: 5
Coding region: 46-648 (200 amino acids)
Biological process (GO): L-cysteine catabolic process
Molecular function (GO): ferrous iron binding; cysteine dioxygenase activity
Source: RefSeq, a predicted model, not a curated record
GGAAGGUUGUUUGGUUUGUGGUGCUGCAGUAGAGAAGUAGUGAUUAUGGAGCGGACAGAAAUGCCGAAACCUCAGAGCCUGGAGGAUGUAAUUCAGGCUUUGCACCGGAUUUUCGCUGAUGAUAAGGUCGAUGUGGACGAAGUGCAGGCUUUGUUGGAAUCCUACCAAAGCAACUCCCAUGAGUGGCUGAAGUAUGCCAAAUUUGACCAGUACAGGUACACUAGAAAUCUUGUUGAUGAAGGAAAUGGAAAGUUUAACUUGAUGAUACUGUGCUGGGGUGAAGGCCACGGCAGCAGCAUCCAUGAUCAUGCUGAUUCCCACUGCUUCUUAAAAAUGCUUCAGGGACAGUUAAAGGAAACAAUCUUCAAUUGGCCUGGUGAAGGAAAAAAAGAACUGACCAAGAAAAAAGAGACCAUCCUUCAAGAAAACCAGUGUACUUAUAUCAAUGAUUCAAUUGGAGUGCACAGAGUCGAAAAUGUGAGUCACACAGAGGUGGCUGUCAGCCUUCACUUGUAUGUUCCUCCCUUUGAUUCUUGCCACUGCUUUGAUGAAAGAAGUGGACAUAAAAAGAAAGUGAGAGUUACUUUCACCAGCAAAUAUGGAGAGAGAGUUCCUCUUGCAAAUGCUGUUUCUCAAGAAAACAACUAAUUUAUUCAAUUGCAACACCACCUUGCUGGAAUUUGAGAUGCCAAUGUAAUGCUGGCAUGAAAUUGAAUGUCCUCGUGCUUUGAAGGGAAGGAUAAAAAUGUCGUUUUAAUGUUGCAAAAUUAAAUACUUAAUUGUCAGGCUAAAUGUUUUUAGAUUGGCUGAUUAUGCAAAUAUGAAUUAUCUUAAUAGAGGCAGUGCUGCGGUUUCAUUUAGUUGGCACUUUAACUUUCAAUCAGCUUUAUUUGAGUGCUUCAAUAAACUUUUUCACCUGUGACAAAAUGUGCCAUUUAUCUGAAGGUUGUCCUCUUAAUGCUAGCUAAAUAUCAGUAUUUACUGUACUAUUGUAAUCUUCAAUUCUAAAAUAAAGUGCCACAAUCAUUCUUUGGCAUUUGGAGACUUGAUAUAGAUACUGGUGCAUUGUAAAUAUGAUACUAAAAAAUGUAAACAAUAUAUUUUCCUGUAACAAGACGAGGUAUAAAUGUAGUGAUUUUUAUUAGUCUGAAGUGAUUUUAAAAAUGUCUGUACAUAUAAUGGGGGAAAAAAACAAUUUUCAUUGGGAUAUUACUUCAAUAAACUGAAUUUGUGAAA